Messenger RNA from Phycomyces blakesleeanus NRRL 1555(-), 1053 nucleotides. RefSeq lists its product as hypothetical. NCBI's taxonomy places the organism in Eukaryota, Fungi, Mucoromycota, Mucoromycetes, Mucorales, Phycomycetaceae. The record is from RefSeq and is a predicted model, not a curated record. The coding region runs from base 1 to 1053 and encodes 350 amino acids. The transcript is spliced from 2 exons.
AUGUAUGGGCUUUGCCAUGGAAUAAGCAAGCAGGUCUGGGGUUUGGUUUCUGGUACCUACGGAACAGACCAUUGUUUUGCUCUUUCUUCUGGUGUUCGGAAGGAGAUCGGUACAGCAAUGUACAAAACAAGAAAUACCAUCCCUACAUCAUUCCAUGGCGAUUGGAGGGAUGUAUACAAAAACCCGGGGUCGUUCAAGGCCGUCGACUGGGCAGACUUUCUUCUGUUCGUCGUUCCUACGCUGGUGGCAGAGCGUAUUGGAGAUACAACUGCCUGCAGCGCAAAACUUGUUUCAUGGAACACAUACCUUGAAAAUCUCUAUGUAAAAGAUUUGGUUGAGUUGCCAGUGUUUACAAUUAACCAGCACUUGCUGAAGCACUAUCCAGAAAUGGUAGACGCGUACGGCCCCCCAAGAGCAUAUAGUGCCAGAUCACUAGAGCGUGCCAUUGGCGAGUACUCUUGUUCAAUAAAGAGUAACUCUGCUAUUGGUGUUAAUGCUGGCAACAUUAUGGUUCGUUUAGCUCGGACACGCCGUGUAGACUUGAAAGAUUCUGGGGAAGAAGCCAACAGAGCUACUGCGUUGGAGUAUGAUGAUGUGUCUGCUGGUUGGCCGAUGACGGAGGAGGGCGAGCGUGAUGGUGCCGAAUCAGACAUUGAGUACUGGGGGCCUUUGAGACGUAGAUUGAUUGAUGAAAGUUUCAAAGGCAUUUCUUGCCUUCCGAUUCUGAUUCAAGCUUUCUGUGAAUCAAAGGGGGUUGGAUGUAGCAGGAUUGAACCAGUCAUGACAACAAGCCGCAAAGCUUUUAUUAAUGGCUGUGUGAUUGACUCUUCGUUCGCCCAAACCCCGUUAAGAAAGGCCCAUCACGUUCGUCUUCAGGUCCAGGUUGACCUGUUUCGUAAUGUACGUCGGAGGUAUACUCCUAUCAUAAAGGAUUUUUUUGGUAAGGUUGUUCUCUUUUUUGAGCAUGAGAAUUCUGGAAAAAGAUGGCCACUUGCCUUAGUGCAGGUUUAUUCUGUUGAAGAAUACAAUGGUGUGCCGGUGGCAAAAAAUUGA